UUAUUAUAUUAUAUAUGGGCCGAUCGGUAUUCCACUCUACUCGCGAGAAACGUCUUUAAGGUUAAGUCGAAGUGCGAUUUGAUAUAAAAGCACUGUAGUCAGAUUUCGAGGAGGAUUAUUUUGAGCAGUUUGACGGAUGCGUGUUCUUUUUGAACCAAAGGGUGUUCAGCCUUCGGCUAUUUCUUUGGGACAUCCUAUUCAUGCGACGCCAAUCUUCACAUUCUGAACAGCACCGGUCGACAGUGACAGUUGGACACUACGACAGGCGCACGAGGACGAAAGAGAGGGCAAGGCGACACCAUGAACGCCGGUAGAAUAUGCCUGGUACUGCUGGCACUCGUGCUUCUGGCAGUCUCACCCACCAAAGGAAAGAAGGUCCUUCUCAUAGGAUUCCCCUUCACGAGUCACAUGAACGAGCUGAUGGCAGUCGGUCGGGAAUUGGUCUCCAAGGGACACCAAGUUUACGCCAUCAUGGAUGUGAAUAAGCUGGGUGAGAAACGAUUCCAGGGUACUGGGCUGAAAUUCUUGACCUACGAUUCCCUGGACAAGGAGCAAAAGGCAAUUGAAGAGGUUGAGGAGAAGUGGCCAGAAAUAUGCUUCCGUACCCAGACGACCAGCAUUAAGGCGAUGAUGGAUGCACUGGCGAGUAUAAUUCAGCCCAUUGGGACAUACGAAUGCUCACGUAUGCUCAGUGAUGAUAAACUGCUCCAGCAAAUACGCGAUGUAAACUUUGAUAUCUCUCUCCUCGAUGCCAUCUAUUACUGCAGCUACUUGAUUCCGUUCAAGCUGGACAUUCCUUACGUGUCAAUGGGAAGCUUCAAUCAUGUUUGGAAGUCACGUCUGCACCCUGUCGCUUCACACCAGCCGUGCAAGAUUGAGCGGGACAACAGUUUUACCAACCGGCUGAAACACUUCUUCCUCGGUAUGAUAGUCGAGCAUAAUCUUCCCGAUCUUUUCAUGGAUCAGAGUAAAUUUUUAGACUACGAUACGCCAAGGCCUUACAGUUCCCUUUCCGAGCUUGUUGAAAAGUCGUCUCUGUUUUUAAUCAAUCAGAAUACCGUUGGAAGCUGCGCAGCGCCAUCAACGCCGAAUGUCAUUUAUGUUGGUGGUUUGACGAACAAGCCCGCGAAGCCAUUGAACGUUGAAUACAGCCAAAUUGUUGCCGAAGCAAGGGAUGGUGUCAUCGUGAUGUCAUUUGGGUCAGGCAUGUCUAAAAUGCCAAAGGAAUUUGUGAGAAAAUUCAUGUGGGCAUUUGCUCAGAUUAAACAGGUUGUGAUCUGGCGUUUGAAGACGACCUAUGAUCUUGAAGUUCCACCGAAUGUCAACAUUGUUGAUUGGAUGCCGCAGAAUGAUCUCCUGGCAGACGACAGGGUCCAAUUGUUUAUAACCCACUGUGGAAACAACGGACAGUAUGAAGCGAUUUACCACGGAGUGCCCAUGAUAGGUUCUCCACUCUAUGGAGACCAGGCCGACAACGCCGCGAGGAUGGUCCACAAAGGUUACGGGUUGCAGAUUCAGAUCGCUUCAUUCACGGCAGAGGAACUGCUUGAGAAAAUAAACGAAGUCAUUAGAAACCCCAAAUAUCGCGCCAACAUGAAGAUAGCAUCGAAGAUCCACAAGAGCCUCCCAGACCCGAUAAGACAGUCCGUCUACUGGAUCGAACACGUCAUGGAACACGGAGACGGACACUUGCGCACCGUCCUGAGCGAGAUGAGUCCGACAGAGUUCCUCAUGUUUGAUAUUUUCGCGGUCUUGUUUGUACUUCUUGGGGUAGUUGCGUUCCUUUUGAAGUUAUUGUUAUGUUUUGUAUAUCGGAAAUUAUCAGGGUCCGGCUCGCUAUCCGACAGAUCGAAGAAACAAAAUUAGAGUGAGAGUCCACGCGUCGGGAGUCAUUUUGAUUUGAGUGGGGAAAGCACUGUCGCGAUAAGUACCGAUGUGGCGUUUUUGGUUGUUUAACAAUCAAAAAAUCAAUACCAAAGAGAUUAAAAAGCAAAAAAUCCUUGGUCAUUGGAACACUCUAUGAUGGGACAUUUUAACAGUUUGCUCGCCGCAGCGUUGUGAUCAAUCCGUAUUGAUUGAGUGUAGACAUCUUUAGGUCACUCGUAGAGACACUACAUGUAUACAUCUGACACGACUGCUCCCCAUUAACGACCAAAAUGAUGUGGUUCUUUCAGGGUAAACGUAGGUCGUUAACUAAGACUUUGACCGCCUGCUGUCUUCUUGUAUCACGUUUAAUGGCGCACACAAUCUCAAUCGAAAAAACGUGCCCACCUGUCUUCAGCGUUCUCAAACCAUGAGGUGAAAGAAUACAUAUAUUUCUUAAAAAGCGAAGUAAAUGAUGUACAUAUCGCUCACAUUUUGCAAGUAGGUAAUCAAUUUGUAAAACCUUGUUUUGAAAUACAUGUACAUACAGUGUU
Messenger RNA from Lineus longissimus, 2417 nucleotides. RefSeq names its product UDP-glucuronosyltransferase 2C1-like. Lineage: Eukaryota; Metazoa; Nemertea; Pilidiophora; Heteronemertea; Lineidae. Bases 301 to 1866 code for a protein of 521 amino acids. Gene Ontology annotation, molecular function: hexosyltransferase activity; UDP-glycosyltransferase activity. The transcript has 2 exons. The record is from RefSeq and is a predicted model, not a curated record.